Molecule: messenger RNA, 2640 nt
Organism: Rosa chinensis
Lineage: Eukaryota; Viridiplantae; Streptophyta; Magnoliopsida; Rosales; Rosaceae
Exons: 9
Coding region: 1-2640 (879 amino acids)
Source: RefSeq, a predicted model, not a curated record
AUGCAGAUUUCUAAUGCAAGGGAUAAAAACCCUAGAACAGAUGAUAUGCACUUUUACGGUGUGAUUAAGCAUAUAUGGGAGUUGGACUACUACAAGUUUAGGGUACCAUUAUUCAAAUGUGAUUGGGUAGAGAAUGUUAGGGGCAUCAAAGUAGACGAACUUGGGUUUACUUUGGUGAAUUUGAAUAGGAUAGGGCACUUAAAUGAUGCUUUUGUCUUAGCUACGCAUGUUAAGCAAAUAUUUUACAUACAAGACCCCCUUGAUGUGCAAUGGUCAGUGGUAGUAAGGUGUCCAGAUAAAGACUACCAAGAGGCUAAUGAUGAUGAGGAGCUACAAGAUAUUGAAGUCGAACAGCAGCCAUUUAAUGCCACAUUGCCAUCUGUUGAGACUUUUGAUGAUAUAGUUGGUGAUGAUCACAUCAAUUAUAUGCGACCUGGAGAUGAAGCCAUAUGGGUCAUGGCUCCCCGGUCUAACAACACAGCCAAAGCUAGAGCUAUAGCACUAAGGAUAAAGGCAUUGCAAAUGAAAAGAGGUAAAAAGAUCGUGUCAAAACCAGCUGUUGAAGAGAUUGAUGUACCACUCCAAUCUACCUUUGCUCAGCAAGAUGCAGCCCCUAAUAAAGCUGCAACCCCCAAGAAAGCUCAAGCGACAUCAAAAAAAACAAGGUUCAGACUUGCUCACUCUAACAAAUCUGCAUCCCCAAAGAGAAGUGUAUCCAAGCAAGCUGGUAAGUCCAAGAAGGCAGCAUAUGCACGUAAUGUUGGAAAGAGCAAGGCCCCUGAUGAAGAGGACAACGUAACCGGUGGACUACAGUUACUUAAGCGUGGGAUGGUAACGAUGAAUCGCAUUUCAAGGCGACUUAUUCGUGGAAAGAGGCUGAAAGUUGAGUGUAAUGCUCAAGGGGAACCAAUUGGAAAGGCAGCUAAAGAGAUGCAGUCCUAUAUUGGGGUAUUGGCACGUACAAGGAUCCCAAUAUCUAUAAAGGAUUGGAGAGGAGUGAAAUUAGAUGAGAAAGACAAAAUCUGGGAAAGUAUUGAGGAAGCAUUUGUGGUGCCUAAGGAGUGGAAGAAAUUGGUUAUUACAUCAGCCGCCAAUAAAUGGAGAGAAUUCAAGAGCAAGUUGACAAACUGGUACAUUAUGCCAUAUUUGGAUAACCCUGAACUGUUGGAGUUCCCUCCCGAUGAUUAUCGAUCCAUUGACCAACAUGACUGGGAUAAGUUUGUUGCUGAUAGGACUACCACAAAAUUUAAGGAACUUCGCGAGGCACAAAUAAAAAAGCGAAAGGAGAAUAAGUACCCUCAUCGAAUGGCGCGAAAAGGAUAUGCUAAUCUUCAAGAAGAACUGUCUGAAACAAUACCGAUCGAAGAACUUGAUCGUGCGACAAUGUGGGUAAAGGCACGACAAGACAAGACCGGCAACUUCAACGGGCCGGCAGUCAAGAAGACAGUUGAAAAAAUUGACAAACUAAGGCAAAAAUUGUGUGAAGGUGAAGUGAAUUCUUCUGGAUCAGAUGAUAUUCUAACAUUGGCAUUGGGAAACCCUGAGGCCCCUGGCAGGGAAUCUGUAGAAGACACCUUGAGGGUGAGUGUGAAGAGGAUAUUAGCUGAAGAGAAAGAAACUAUCAUUGCCAAUGAAAGAGCUAAAUGGGAGCUGGAGAUGGAACAUCACAUUGCCAAGGAAAGAGCUGCUUGGGAGGAUAGGUUUAAGAAGUUGGAAGAAAAGGUUGUGAGGAAAGAGGUUGACAAUGAUUCAUUGAAAACAUUGACACCGUUGAAUGAUAUUGGUUCUGGACAAGGCAGUUGUUCCCGGCAAAAUGACAAGGGUAUGAAGCUUGGUCAAACUGAACUUGCUAGAAAUGUCAAGAAGAAGUUAAUCUUGAACAAUGCUGCACAAGUGGAUGUUGAAGAGGAGACUGCUAUGCCGUUUCUGGAUAGUAAAUUGAGCAGCAAAUUUGCAUCGGUUAUUGAGGAUGAUGUUGGGAUAGUUGGUAGACCUCUCAUGAAGACUAAAUUCUGGGAAGAACUUCCGAAAUCUCAGGUUAUGACCAAUACGGUCAAGUUGGAGUCUAAGCUAGCAAUAAAUUCAUUGGAUAAUGUAGUUGCUCUUGGAACCAUCGUUGAAGUUGAUAUUGAGGCUACCAAACAAACAAUCCAUGGUGUUCCAAUGGGAGAGGAAAAUGUGCGCGUGUCAGUCACCAAAGCUAUUGUUGAAGAUGCUUUGCUACCAUUUCCUAUCAAAGAUGAGAUUGUCAAAAUACGCGAUGCAAUUGGCACAUGCGUUGCUUGGCCUAAAAACUUGAUUAUACCCCCCACAGUUGAGCAAAAGGAAGGAGUAAAGCGUAAAAUUGUGAAGAAGAGAAAUAGAGACAUAUAUGAUGAUGAUGAUCAUGAUGACCUUCAAAACCUGCCAGCCAAGUUGCCUUUACCCCUAAAGAUGUUGUGCCAAUGGGCCAACACAUUCUUAAAGGAUGGGUUCACCAUCCACACCACUUUGGGAGAAGAUCUUUUCGGCCAUCCAAAGAAGGUAGCUAUCUUUAGGAGGGAUGUGUAUGCGAUGACCAAUAUGAAGGAGAUAUCGAACGGCUCAUUAGUGAUGUAUAUGAGGUUUGUAGUGCACAUUAAAUCUGUUAAAUUGUAUUAG